ACGAGGCAUUCACUAGCAGAGUGAUUCACAUGCUGUGUACAGGUACAGGCUAUGCUAGUGAAGUCCAUACAAAACUACACAACACGCUCGAAAAUUGAUCAUAAAGAGACCGUCACUUACGCGGACAGGAGUUGAGACGAAGAGAAAUAAACACAGGGAGAAACUGUGAGUAACAGAGAGAGAAACAGAGGAAGAGUUCGCCUACACUCCUUGCUACAGCAUGGCUAAAUUCGCUGCGGGAUUUGCUAUUAUUGCUGCUGUUCUUCUCUUGACCCACUGCUAUCACGUGACUGGCACUGGUGAUAGCUGUAUGAUGAGGAGAAUGCUGAAGGCUGGUAUUGCACAGAACAAAGCACUGCAGUACGAGCAACGCGCUCUCCUCGCUACGAUGUCGGAGGAUGUGAUAAGUAGCACUGACGUCGGUGUUCUGAAGUUCGUCUUGCAGUCUACAAGAGCUGAUGCUCAGGCAAUUCAGAAAUGUAUACGUGAGUUAUGGUGUGCGACAUUGAACUCGGAUAUUCAACAGUCUGAAGUUUGCAAGACCUACUCACCCUGUCUCAAUGGUGGUCAGUGUCAGUUGUCGCUGUCCAAUACGUCAUACGAAUGCAAGUGUCAUCCUGACUUCACUGGGGACUACUGCCAGACACCGCAUCCUGCUCCGUUAGAUGAGUUCAGGAGUCUACAGAAUGAAGUUAAAGAGCUACGAAAACAACUGGCAGACACUCAAAGCAGAACUCAGUAUGACGGCACUGGUUGUAACCGGAGAAGCGUUGGGUACAAGUAUCAAAGUUUUGUACGCCGCAACAACAUUGAUGAAGGCCGUAUCGCAACACUGUCGUUCAGGAAGAAGCAUACCAACACUGUACUCAAGUUAUCCUAUUCUGGUAAUAUACGCACACGUGGAGCAAGCACAGCUGCGAGGUGGUACUUGAAGAUCGACAACAGGGAGUGUGUUAGACCUACCAAGAUUGAUAUAGCCAUGUUCCAGAGCAGUGGCGACAACAACCACAUCCCAGCCGUACUAACUGGUAUCUGUGAGUCUACGUACAGCAGUGGAGCUAACAUUGCAGCUGGAGAUCACAAUAUCACUGUACAUGUCGGAAGAGCUCCGGGCUAUGCCGCCAGCGAUUCCCGCUCAGGAUGGAAGUCAAUAUCUAUUCUGGAAGUUCAAGAAAUGUGUCCACAGUAUUAAGAUAUUGAUACCCGGUCAAUUCCGGAUCCCUCUUGUGUCCCACCUGAAAUUCCCUGACUAACGUUGCUCAAUGAUCAAAAUAUUAUUAUGCAAUCUUUCCUCUGCUGUCUUAAACCCUACUCUAUUUUUCUUUUUCUUUUACAAGUAAUAUUUUCCUUUUUCCAUAUAAUGUGUGCCUGUGGUCGAUCUCAUGCAACAAGGAAACACUGCCUUUUAAUUCUUCGACAUUAAAAUGAACCACUCCAAUACCGUAUGAAUCAUUCCAUACAUGAGCAGUUCCUGUGGAUUGUGAAUGUUUGAAGGCACUGACUCAUCCGCAGCUACAAGGGAAACUGUUGGUUCUGAUUCGAUCCAAACGAUUUCUUUUGGCACUCAACAAGAAUCACCACUAUAGGCUAUGGACUAGGCUUUCACUGUAGGUUCCGAAAAUGUUUAAUAAUACUGGUCACUCUAUGCUCUAGCAUU
Sycon ciliatum is the source of this 1657-nucleotide messenger RNA. RefSeq lists its product as uncharacterized. The record is from RefSeq and is a predicted model, not a curated record. The transcript is spliced from 5 exons. Lineage: Eukaryota; Metazoa; Porifera; Calcarea; Leucosolenida; Sycettidae. Bases 221 to 1192 code for a protein of 323 amino acids.